AUGGCAGGCAAGCGGCUGCUCGACGCUGCCAAACUGUUCAGUGCCGGCCGCGCGGUAACAAAGCAGCAUUUAGUUCUGCGCAAAGAACAAUGGGACCUCUACACCCGCACCUCGGGCCUCGCGCGCGCAGUCAAGAACCAGACCGACCGAUUCACUGUCACGGUGGGUGCUGCCGUGGAGCUGGCCAAGAGAUUCAAUGAGACGGCGCCGAGCUGGGAGCAAGGCCGAGAUGAGGUGCAAAGAGGCGCAGAGGGGGUGAAGAGGAGGGCCGAACAGAGCGUCCAAAAGGCGACACUUGAGGCAGAGAACCUGGCAAAAGAUAUCGGAAAUGUAGCAGAGAAUGCUGGUUUUGGGGACGUGGCUACUUCCCAAGCAAGUGCUGCAGGCCAGAGUGCCGAUGAUGGCACCUUGGCUUCGUUGAGGAAGCGAGAGCAGCAACGGCAGUCGGAGGCUCAAAUUCCCUCUCAAGCCGCAGAUACGCAACCGGGGCAGACUUUCGGUCAGGAUACAUUCAAUGAGCGCUCCCAAAGAAUAGCGCCGGAGCUCUCCUCGUUGCCGCGCAAGAAACUGCCCCUUCAUGCUGAAGAUCCUCCGUCCAUGCUCCAUGCCAGUGGAACUCCUGCCUUGAAUCCAGAUACCUUCCCAUCCCCCGGAAUCCCGAACAAGAGUGGUGAGGAGAACUUACCUGACGGCGUGAACAUAAAUGCCUUCCACAGUCCCCGGAUCUCUCGGAUGCUGGGCCAAGCCGGGUCGGACAUCAAGAACCCUUACGCUAAACGAGAAAAGCUCCCUCCCAAACCUUUGCCAGAGAUGGUCGAGGCGGCUGAGCGACGGAAACAGCAGCAUAAUCGCCUGAGUAUGGAACAGCCCGCUGCUGCAGAAUGUGAAACUGCGGGAGAAUCGCAUACCCCAGUCGCGGCGGACGCAGAGACGCGGGAUCUGGCCGCAUCCAUCUCACAAGGCACGCAGCCGCAACCGGAGUUCGAGCCUAAGCCAUACGAGAUGCACGAGUCGAGAGUCCCAGCCACUCGGUUUGGUCGUCUCUGGCAGUACGGGGGCCUUGCCACAAGUAUGGCUUUCGGUGCCGUCGGUGAGGGGUUCAGGCGAUUCGCCGGUGGCUCCAGCACUGGCAGUUUGAUGCUCAGCGAAGGCAACAUGAACCGCUUGGUUGCAAAACUAAGCCGCAUGAGAGGCGCAGCUUUGAAGCUGGGCCAGAUGAUGAGCUUCCAGGAUUCAAAGAUAUUGCCUUCCACCAUCAACACCGUCCUUCAGCGAGUACAAGACAGUGCUGAUUAUAUGCCAGCCUCACAGCGAGACAAGGUAUUGGCGAGGAACCUGGGAAAUGAAUGGAGAGGGCUCUUCUCAACCUUCGAAGAGAAGCCUUUCGCAGCUGCUUCCAUCGGGCAAGUCCACAAGGCUACCCUCAAGUCCAACGGCAACGAAGUUGCAGUCAAAGUCCAAUAUCCCGGCGUCCGCAAUAGCAUUGACUCCGACUUGAACAACCUCUCUCUGCUCCUCACAGCCAGCCAACUUCUGCCUCGAGGACUCUUCCUGGACAAGACCAUUGCCAACGCGAGAACUGAGCUGGGCUGGGAAUGUGACUACGAGCGCGAGGCCAAGGCAUGCAUACGAUUCAAGGAGGAGCUUCUCGUAGACGAGCCAGAUACAUUCACUGUACCCACCGUCUACACUGAAGCUUCUGGGGCAGACGUGCUCACUGCCGAAUUCAUGCACGGAAGUGCAGUCACCAAGAUCAAGGAUCUAGCACAAGAUGAACGGGACUGGAUCGGAACGCAGAUUCUUCGACUCUGUCUGCGCGAACUGAUGGAAUGGCGUUUCAUGCAGACCGACCCGAAUUGGACCAACUUCCUCUACAACCGUGACAGCAAGAAGCUGGAAUUGCUGGAUUUCGGCGCCUCUCGAGAGUUUCCUGACGAGUUUGUGGAACCUUAUGUCUCGUUGCUCAUUGCAGCCUCGAGGCACGAUCGAGAAGCUUGUCGGGAUCUUUCGAUACAGCUUGGCUAUUUGACGGGUCAGGAAAGCAAAGAUAUGCUGAAGGCGCAUGUGGAUUCCAUAUUGACGUUGGCCGAGCCGUUCGUCGAAAGCGCGCCGGAAGUGUAUGACUUUGAGGAGCAAACCAUCACAGACCGCGUGAGGUCUAACAUUGGCCUCAUGUUGAAAGAGAGACUCGCUCCGCCGCCUGAAGAAACCUAUUCGCUGCAUCGCAAGCUCAGCGGAGCGUUUCUGCUCUGCGCGAGGCUGAAGAGCAAAGUGCCAGCGAGAGAAAUGUUCGCCAGUGCUGUGAAGGUGUGGAAUGGGCGGGAGAAAAGCGUGAAACUGUGA
Lecanosticta acicola is the source of this 2343-nucleotide messenger RNA. Lineage: Eukaryota; Fungi; Ascomycota; Dothideomycetes; Mycosphaerellales; Mycosphaerellaceae. The record is from the annotation of a GenBank genome assembly.